GCAAAGGCGACACUACCAAGUGUGAUAUCUACGGACGGGGCACCUCAUAUAAUUCCGAUUGAACAUCACAGGUAAGUUCGUUUAAUCGGUUAAUCAAUAGGUCUGUUUCAGCAGAAAUCACAAACCAGUCCAGUCAGAGCGAAUUUAAUUGGUUGGAAAUUUACUCUGACUGGUUUAUGAUUUCUGCAGAAACAGACCUAUUGACAUCACAUUUACAGUUCACUAUCAGGUUUGUUCCAACCCCAUGUUUUAGAACGGUUCUAGAACCAUUCUGGAAUCAUUAGGACUAGUUUUAUCCGCAUGCGUCAGCUCGGCACUGUUUUGGAACGAUUCUAGAUUGGAGGUUGGUUGGAACGGAUUCGGGACGGUUUUUGAUCUGUCUUGCCCAUUUGGUUUUGCUUGGUCAAAAUAACCUCACUUUUUGUUUGAUGUAAAAUGUAAACAAAUAAAUGAAAUCCAUUAUUUAGUUUUUUUGUGUAAGCCACAAGAAUCAAAAUAAUUACAAAUUAUUAAGUUAAAAACUGGAGAAAGUUGUAAGACUGCAUCAGUAAAUAAUGGACACAAACGAAAAUAUAUUUGACUGGCAAGAAUAUAUUAUAUUGAAUACGGACAAUGUAAGCUUCCCAAGCACUUCAGCAGCUUGUGAUUUAUUACCUAGCACUUCAGGUACAGCCUCGGGUACAGCAGCUACUAGAAAAUUAGACCACAAAUGGACACAAAACGAAACAAAAAUCCUAAUAGACCUGUAUGGCAAAUUAAAAAACAAAGUGGGCACAUUCCAAAUUAAAAAUAUUAAGAUGUUGUGGGAGAAAAUUGCUAAUGAAUUAGCAAAAUUACAUAUAAUUGUAACACCAAAUAACUGCCUUAAUAGGUGGAAGGUAUUGGAGAGAAAUUUCAAAAAAUUUGUGGACAAUCAAAAUAAAACUGGCAGAGGACGUAAGUACUUUGAGUAUGAGGCUGAGAUGAGCGAGAUUUUUGGCAAAAAAAAAAUAUAAAUCCAGAAGUACUUCUAAGUACAGAAACAAAAGAUCUUUUACUAGAAGAUGUCCAAGAAAACAUUGAGGAAAAUGUUGCCAAAGAUAUUUGUGAAGAGGAUUUAGAAAAUCAAAGACCGACAAAAAAAUGUAAAUCCUCAGUUAAAGUCGAAGUGGUUAAAAAAAAAAUUACAACCAUGGAAAAAAUUCGGUUGGAUCGAAAAGAAUAUUAUAACGCCAAAUUAAAUAUUGAAGAACAAAAGUUGGUAGAAAUUAAAAGAAGAAAUGAUUUAAUUGAACAGAGAAAUUUAUUAUUCAAAGAAAAAAACCAGAUUUUAAGGGAAAAAAAGGCAUGCAAUCAUUGUAAUGUUUAAUAUUUAUAUUUAUAUAUAAUUUAUUAAUAUUAUUUAUUUAUUAUAUAAAUCUAUCAACUAUAAUUUUUUGGAGAAUAUAUAUUUUUUUGUUUAGUUUUUUGGAGAAUGUAUUUUUUUUGUUUAGUUUUUUUUUGGAGGAUGUAUAUUUUUUUGUUAUUAAAUUUAAAUCACAAUUACCUACCCCUUUGUUUUCAAAUUAUUAAAUACACUUCUUUGAGACCUUCUACUAAACCUGUUAGUGUUUAGUGGAAGGGCUGUAUUUGAAUCCAUUUAAGUAAGAUUGUUCUCUUGGGAUUUUUCCUUUUUCAAUUAUUUCAUUUUCUUUGUAUUUCAUAUUUUACCUGGUAUAUCAAAGUCUAAAAUAUAUGAAAUAAUAAGUUUUAUUUGUGAAUUUUUAUUCUCAAAAUACAAAAUAUUCAACUUAGAUAAUAAUCUUAAUUGGGACUAUUUAUAGUGGUAGAUUAUUGGCUAUCCUAUCCCGCACUGCACGAGCUUCUCCAUCUUCAACUUCAUCGUCAGGAUCAUAAUCUUCAUUUUGAAGUACCUGUUGAUUUUGAUUAAGUUGGGGUUGGAAUUCCUCAUUGUUAAUUUCAAAAUUGUCCUCAAGGGCUAUGUUAUGAAGAACACAUGCUGCUCUAAUUAAAUGAACAAUUGUUC
Molecule: messenger RNA, 2005 nt
Organism: Ceutorhynchus assimilis (cabbage seed weevil)
Lineage: Eukaryota; Metazoa; Arthropoda; Insecta; Coleoptera; Curculionidae
Source: the annotation of a GenBank genome assembly